Salvelinus fontinalis (brook trout) is the source of this 6628-nucleotide messenger RNA. Its product is annotated as serine/threonine-protein kinase 10-like. Lineage: Eukaryota; Metazoa; Chordata; Actinopteri; Salmoniformes; Salmonidae. Gene Ontology annotation, molecular function: protein binding; protein serine/threonine kinase activity; ATP binding. The coding region runs from base 673 to 3834 and encodes 1053 amino acids. The transcript has 18 exons. The record is from RefSeq and is a predicted model, not a curated record. Gene Ontology annotation, biological process: protein phosphorylation.
UCAUGAACGCGCAUUUGACACCAAAUCCUCUAGAUUACUGGACCCCGUGCCUCGCCAAGGGAAAGAAGAUUGUCUUAUCGUACCAACGGUGUUUUUAUUCGCUAUAUAUACAUUCAAGUGACUUUGGGGAAUCGAAUAUAACAGUUAAUGGAAUAUAAUUAUUUUGAAGGGUCGAUUCUGUAGCUUUUCUGUCUGCUCUUUGGUUGAGGAAAGAGCCCUGCUGUUUGCGUUGUCAGGCCAGUGUUGGUUUUUCUGAGUUAAGGAACAGCAGCAACUUCCCGUGCUUACUUUGCACUGUGAAAGUCUAUUCUUUGGACAGAAAUACAAUGCCUGGAGACAUCAAAGUGAAUAUUGUUGGCGUAAGAAUCAAGAAUAGCCCAUGAUGUCGUUGGAACUUCAUUUUGUUUUGGGAUAACUGAUAUCGUUGCCAUAAUAACGCGUUGACCAUCAAUGAUUUCAGUCUAACAGUAUUUGAAAUCAUUCUGAAUUGUUAUAACACUGCAACAUAUUGAAUAUGCCACCUCGGAGUCUGCUUGACUCAGAAGAACACACCGAGGGACCUAAGUAAACACAACAAUUCAAGUCCUAUACGGUAGAAUGCACUGAUGAUCUUCGAAUUGCUGGAUAUUCAUUCCUUUGUCAACUGUCUAUCGGGAGAAGGCUGGCUUGAAAAUGGCAUCCUUUUUCAAUUUUCGUAAAAUCUUUAAAUUGGGUGCUGAGAAGAAGAAGAAACACUACGAGCAUGUCCACAGAGAUGAGAACCCAGAGGAGAUAUGGGAGAUCAUUGGAGAACUGGGGGAUGGAGCCUUUGGAAAAGUCUAUAAGGCCCAGAACAAGCUAACAGGCAUUCUGGCUGCAGCUAAAGUGAUCGAUACCAAGACGGAGGAGGAGCUGGAGGACUAUAUGGUAGAGAUCGAUAUCCUGGCCUCCUGCGACCAUCACAACAUAGUGAAGCUGCUGGACGCCUUCUACUACGACAGCAAGCUGUGGAUCCUGAUAGAGUUCUGUGCAGGUGGAGCGGUGGAUGCCGUCAUGCUGGAGCUAGAGAGGCCCCUGACAGAGCCCCAGAUCCGGGUGGUGUGUAAGCAGACCCUCCAGGCCCUCCUCUACCUCCACGACAACAAGGUGAUCCACAGAGACCUGAAGGCUGGGAACAUCCUGCUAUCCCUGAACGGAGACGUCAAACUGGCUGACUUUGGUGUGUCGGCCAAAAAUACCAAAACACUACAGAGGAGAGACUCUUUCAUCGGGACGCCAUACUGGAUGGCCCCGGAGGUGGUGAUGUGUGAGACGUUUAAGGACCGCCCGUACGACUACAAGGCUGACAUCUGGUCCCUGGGGGUGACUCUGAUCGAGAUGGCCCAGAUUGAGCCUCCCAACCACGAGAUGAACCCUAUGAGAGUCCUGCUGAAAAUAGCCAAGGCCGAUCCUCCUACCCUGAUGCAGCCGUCGCGCUGGUCUCCAGAGUUCAGUGAUUUCCUAAGAAAGUGCCUCGAUAAGAAUGUGGACAACAGAUGGAAUGUGGCACAACUUCUACAGCAUCCAUUUUUGAGUACUGUGACAGACAGCAGACCGCUGAGGGAGCUGAUCGCUGAAGCAAAGGCUGAGGUUUACGAGGAGAUUGAGGAACACAAGGAGGAAGAGGAGGAGGAGGAGGAUGGAGAGACACAUCGGGGUCACAAACGUGCACCGUCCGAUGCCAGUGUUGCCAGCUCGGACGAUGAGAAGCUCCCUCAGUCUCCCUCAGCCUCCAUCUUGGAGUCUUUACCGGAGAAGGCUGAACCGGUUAUUCUAACACCACAGAUUGUUGAAAAGGUCCCUGAACCAAGCGUCGUCAAACCAGAGGAGAACCUGGUUGUGGACACUAGCUUGGUCGAGGAGCCUGCUGUCCCUGCAGAAGUGGAGAAAAUGGAUGAGACCCUUGGUGUUGCAAUAAAUGGAGAGACAACAGAAGCCAGUGAGAAACCAGUAGAGGUGAAGGAAGAGGAGGAGAAGGUUCCAGAAAUAACAGAGGUUUCCCCAACAGAACCCAGUGAGAUCGCUUCUUCAGAACCAGCUGAGAAACCAGCAGAGCCCCAACCAGACGGAACCGUUUCCAAUGCUGAAGUCACCAUAGCCGACAAGGAGAUGGAACAACUGGCAAUAUCCAAUCAAGAUGAAAAGGAAGUGGACACAGCUGAGGUCCAGGCGAAUGAGAUCACCGCAGAAGGGUCAGAGGCCAAGGAAAAGCCAACAGGAGACAAGAUGGAAGUUGAGGAGGAACCAGCCAACGAGGAGCUUAGCAGGGAAGCAAAGGUUACCGUGACAAACCCAGAGGAGACUAAGGUGGAAGACAAACUCACACCUGCAUCUCCAGCGGUCUGUAAAGAGGAGGAAGGAGAGAAAGAGAGAGUGGAGUAUAAGCCAACUGCGGAGACAGGGACUCCAGGGAAGUCUAAGGAUGAGAAGGAGAGGGAUUCGGACUCUGGGAGUAGUUCUGCUGCAGAUAACGGCAGCAUAGACAUGAACCUGUCCAUCUCCAGCUUCCUGACCAAAACCAAGGAGCCAGGACCCCUCUCCAUACAGGACACCAAGCGCCAGAAGAAGACACUGAAGAAGACCCGUAGGUUCGUGGUGGAUGGAGUCGAGGUUAGCGUGACGACGUCGAAGAUCAUCACCGACAAUGACACCAAGAACGAGGAGAUGAGGUUCCUCAGGCGUCAGGAGCUGAGGGAGCUGCGUUUCCUGCAAAAAGAGGAACAGAGGGCCCAGCAGCAGCUCAGCAAUAAACUGCAGCAGCAGAAAGAGCAGAUAUGCCGCCGCUUCGAACAGGAGACGACCAGUAAGAAGCGCCACUACGACCAGGAAGUGGAGAACCUGGAGAGACAGCAGAAGCAGACCAUCGAGAGGCUGGAGCAGGAGCACACCAACCGGCUGAGGGACGAGGCCAAGCGCAUCAAGGCCGAGCAGGACAAGGAGCUGUCCAAGUUCCAGAACAUGCUCAAGAACCGCAAGAAAGAGGAGCAGGAGUUCCUGCAGAAACAGCAGCAGGAGCUGGACUGCGACCUGAAGAAGAUCAUCCAGCAACACAAACACGAGCUGGCCACCAUCGAGAGAGACUGUCUCAACCACAAACAACAGCUCCUCAGAGCACGAGAAGCAGCCAUGUGGGAGCUGGAAGAGCGCCACCUACAGGAGAAACACCAGUUGUUUAAACAACAGCUGAAAGACCAGUACUUCAUGCAGAGACACCAGCUGCUCAAGAGACACGAGAAGGAGAUGGAGCAGAUGCAGCGCUACAACCAGCGUCUGAUAGAGGAGAUGAAGAACAGGCAGACACAGGAGAGGGCCCGCUUACCCAAGAUCCAGCGCAGCGAUGCCAAGACGCGCAUGGCCAUGUUCAAGAAGAGCCUCCGAAUCACUGGGGGCCCCAUCACACCCGAGCAGGAGAGGGAGAAGAUCAAACAGUUUGCAGCCCAGGAGGAGAAGAGGCAGAAGAAUGAGAGGCUCCACCAGCACCAGAAACAUGAGAACCAGAUGAGAGACCUGCAACUGCAGUGUGACGCCAACAUCAGGGAGCUGCAGCAGUUACAGAAUGAGAAGUGCCACAUCCUGAUAGAGCACGAGACCCAGAAGCUGAAGGAGCUGGAUGAAGAGCACAGCCAGGAGCUGAAGGAGUGGAGGGAGAAACUACGACCCAGGAAGAAGGCUCUGGAGGAAGAGUUUGCCAGGAAGCUUCAGGAGCAGGUGGUCUUCUUUAAGAUGAGUGGAGAGUCAGAGUGCCUUAACCCCUCAGCCCAGAGCCGCAUCUCCAAGUUCUACCCCAUCCCCAGUGUCCACACCCCUGGCUUCUAGGGGUUAACCCUAUCAUGACACUCCGGAUGGACAUGAACAUAUAUCCACACCCACAUAUUGAAGGCACACACAAUGAAUAGAUAUACACACUCCAGAUGGAUACACACAUACACACACACACACACACACACACACACACACACACACACACACACACACACACACACACAGACUAAUAAGACUGAGCCUCUGCUGCCUUGCCCUGUCUCCACUGAUGACAUUCGGGGAUGAAGGGGCGAUAUCUCCGAGGGGGGUGUGUACCCCUCUAUCGUUUUCUGGACGAGGAUGGGACAGUAGCCCUCAAGCUACAGACUGUGUUAAUCAUGAAGACCUUUUUAAUGGUGAUCUGUUAUAUAUAAUUUACCCCUUUUUCAUUAUAUAGAGUCGUGUUCAGUCGGGCACACCGUAGCAAGAGUUUGAAUUUGUGUUUUUAUUGUAGAAGUAGUACCUCCGCAUUUCACUCCAUUUCAAAUCAUUUUCCACUGACUGAAAAAAAGAAACAGUUUUAUUUCUUAUAGCUUCCUCUUUUAAAAUGAGUUAUGAAGGAGAUUCUUGACAUUAUGCAUUUUCAAAUUUGAUACUUUGGCACUCUGUUCCUCAAAUCCUUGCCUCCAAGUCACUAAAGUGUCUCAGGCAGAUUACAUUUUUCACUGACGAUUCUUUUUCAUUUGUGAAUCUUUUUUUUCUUCUUGAAGAAUCUAGUGCCUGUAUACUUUUAUUUCAAUGGACUGGCUUUUCAAAUGUAAGCUUCCUCUGAAAAGAAACUAUUGCUGCUUGAUUUUUAUACCAUUAGUUAUUUGCACUAAAUCAGGGCUGCCCAACCCUCUUCCUGUAGAUCUACUGUCCUGUAGGUGUUCAGUCCAACCCUAAUUAAGCAUAUCUGAUUCAGCUAGUUAAGGUCUUGUUGCGCAGCUAAUUAGUAGAAUCAGGUAUGUGAAAUUAGGGUUGGACUGAAAACCCACAGGACGGUAGACCCCCAGGAAGAGGGUUGGGCUGAAAAGACACAGGAAGGUAGACCUCCAGGAAGAGGGUUGGGCUGAAAAGACACAGGAAGGUAGACCUCCGGGAAGAGGGUUGGGCUGAAAACCCACAGGAAGGUAGACCUCCAGGAAGAGGGUUGGGCUGAAAACCCACAGGAAGGUAGACCCCCAGGAAGAGGGUUGGGCUGAAAACCCACAGGACGGUAGACCUCCAGGAAGAGGGUUGGGCUGAAAACCCACAGGAAGGUAGACCCCCAGGAAGAGGGUUGGGCUGAAAACCCACAGGAAGGUAGACCUCCAGGAAGAGGGUUGGGCUGAAAACCCACAGGAAGGUAGACCUCCAGGAAGAGGGUUGGGCUGAAAACCCACAGGACGGUAGAUCUCCAGGAAGAGGGUUGGGCUGAAAACCCACAGGACAAUAGACCUCCAGGAAGGGGGUUGGGCUGAAAACCCACAGGACAGUAGACCUCCAAGAAGGGGGUUGGCAGCCCUGCACUAAAUAAGUAACAUUUUGUACCACUGACGUCCAAUAUAAUGAACUUAUAUAUUCAAUAUCUAUGGUGAUGUUUGAGCGAGCUAAUGAUAUGAUAAGAAUGUACUUUUGGUAAAGGAUGAACAGCACAUUUUUUAUAAUGAAUCUUGACAAAGGCAUGAUAUAUUUUAUAUGCAAUCACACAUAUCUUGACAAGAUAUUGAAUUUAGUUUCCAAUGGACUAGGGAGUGACUGCCUGAAGUUGUGCAUGGAUUUCAAUGCAAGUUUGACUUCUUAUGUUAUAAUUAUGGUAUCAAAUGUUAUUUUUUGGAGCUUAUUAACAACAGUUUGGGAUUUAUAUAUUUCUGCCGGAAAUGGCUCCUUUCUUCUAGCCUGGAAUCCAAACUGAAUCACUACUUUCACUGUUGUUUUACUUGAACAUUCGUGAAACGGUUGAGAUUCCCCGACUAGUACCUUUCUUCAGGUUUCAUGAGCAUGCCUUUCAUCUUCAGCACAACUCUUGAGAUUUGUUUCGCUCUUUUUGUAAUUUGGCGUAGUCGGCGAGUGGCCAUUUUUUUUUUAGCAUAUCAAGGAGGGGGUAUUAAAAUGGUGUUUGUUUAUAUAUCCAGACAGAGACAAGGUUUUCACUGUGGUUGCUCAAAUGGCGUUGUUAUAUAAUUCGAUAGAAAUCUGUGAGAACCUAUAUGAAGGUCUGUUUUGUUAGAAUUUCAUGCAAAUGUUUGGUAUGUCUGUGUAUUGUUUAUAAAAUUGCCUCCCAUUAAUAAGGUAUUAUUACAUUACCAUAUUCAUCAGUUGACCUGCAUGGCUUUUCGGUUUGUUUGUAAGGAAAUUAUGAUACUGUUUUAUUAUCAUUCAUACUAGCUAAUAGCCUUAGUGUGUUCAACAAAAUGUAUGAAGAUACAGUAUUCAUGUUGUGGCCCUCUGUGAAGUUAUUUUAAUCAGACUUAGUCCCGACCCAAGUGAUCUUUAUAUUCGUAUAGCCUAUUGUAUCAUAAUCAAAUGUUUUGUUCGUUACUUAUUUAAUCUAAGGAUAAUGAAUAUGACGUUAUCAUGAGUUUAACCGUUUUGAUACAAUUUUCAGAACUACAGUUUUAGCUUAUUUUAUCAUAGAUAUGCAUGAUCUACUCUAAAGUGGUGGUAGCCUAUAACCUCUAACACAGUUUAAAAUCAUUUGUUAAAAAGGAACUGUUGGACCUGACUGGUUUAGGCCAUCAUGACUUCUGAUUGGUCCAUUUGUCAUCUCACCCUUUUUUGAUUGGCUGCAGGAACAACAAUCAUUCGAUGCUAUUUUAUAAUUGGUCUGUAAUAGUGGCAAACAAAA